Messenger RNA from Coregonus clupeaformis (lake whitefish), 616 nucleotides. RefSeq names its product protein FAM180A-like. The transcript has 3 exons. NCBI's taxonomy places the organism in Eukaryota, Metazoa, Chordata, Actinopteri, Salmoniformes, Salmonidae. The coding region runs from base 137 to 616 and encodes 159 amino acids. The record is from RefSeq and is a predicted model, not a curated record.
UGCAGUAGUGGGGUGGUCUGAGGUUUUUCCCAGUGGAGUGACUGUGGUCCUUGAUCGUGGUCCUGGACCUGUGGCUUUCUGUGCCUCUGUCCAGUCUGUCCCUGGCCACUGGAUGCCAGGUUGAUGCCAGGUCACCAUGAUGCCCUGGAAGAUGGUCAUUUUUGUACUAUUCUACUGCAAUAUCAACACAUGUGUCACUUAUCGGCGUAACAAAGUGAAGAGAGGGAUGGCAUCAAUGGUGAAGCCCACCUUUCAGAACUCCAUAGAGGAUGUCAAUUUACUAUAUGAGAUCCUGCUGGCUGGCCUGCAGUUUGGAGACGAGCGCACUCUGUUCUCCGUGCAAGACGAGGAGUUGGCCUCCCUACGGAAGACCAGAAAGCUGGAAGUCAUCUGCGAGGACAUCCUGCCCAAAACACUCUCUGACAUUCGUCGCCUGACAUCUGACCUUUCCAAUCACAUGGGCCGCCUGCGCCUGGAGGACUUUGAGCGCACUGUGCUGACCAUGGUGUACACAGCCCAGCGGCUGGCCAACGCUACCACAGACCAGCAGAGAGACUUGUGGGCAGAGUCCUUUGUCAGCUUGUACAGAGCUAUCAAGCUGGACCUGAUAGGCUGA